GGCCAGGCCAGGAGCCCCGAGGUGGGAGGCGCCUGAGCACUUGUAGCGCCCGGAACGGAGCUGAGCGAAGGCUGCCACCCACUUGGGCCAUUCCGCAGCGGCUGCAGGGGCUCCCGGGCCGAGCGCGGCCAUGCGGGCAGCGGCGGGGGUCGCGCGUACGGCGGCGCUGGCGCUGGCGCUGCUGCUGGGGGCCCUGCACCGUGCUCCCGCGCGCGGCGAGGAGUACGACUACUACGGCUGGCAGGCCGAGCCGCUGCACGGCCGCUUCUACUCCAAGCCGCCUCAGUGCCUCGACAUCCCCGCCGACCUGCCGCUCUGCCACACAGUGGGCUACAAGCGUAUGCGACUGCCCAACCUGCUGGAGCACGAGAGCCUAGCCGAGGUGAAGCAGCAGGCGAGCAGCUGGCUGCCGCUGCUGGCCAAGCGCUGCCACUCGGACACGCAGGUCUUCCUCUGCUCGCUCUUCGCGCCCGUGUGCCUCGACCGGCCCAUCUACCCCUGCCGCUCUCUGUGCGAGGCCGUGCGCGCCGGCUGCGCGCCGCUCAUGGAGGCCUACGGCUUCCCCUGGCCCGAGAUGCUGCACUGCCACAAGUUCCCUCUGGAUAACGACCUCUGCAUCGCUGUGCAGUUCGGGCACUUGCCCGCCACCGCGCCUCCAGUGACCAAGAUCUGCGCCCAGUGUGAGAUGGAGCACAGCGCCGAUGGCCUCAUGGAGCAGAUGUGCUCCAGUGACUUUGUGAUCAAAAUGCGCAUUAAGGAGAUCAAGAUAGAGAACGGAGACCGGAAGUUGAUAGGAGCCCAGAAGAAGAAGAAAUUGCUCAAGCCAGGUCCCUUGAAGCGCAAAGACACCAAGAAGCUGGUACUGCAUAUGAAGAACGGUGCAGGCUGCCCCUGCCCACAGCUGGACAGCCUGGCAGGCAGCUUCUUAGUCAUGGGCCGCAAGGUGGAUGGACAGCUGCUGCUCAUGGCUGUCUACCGCUGGGACAAGAAGAAUAAGGAGAUGAAGUUCGCAGUCAAAUUCAUGUUCUCCUACCCCUGCUCCCUCUACUAUCCCUUCUUCUACGGGGCCUCAGAGUCCCACUGAAGAACACUCCUCCCUACCCCGCCCAGCCAGUGUGCCUUGCCCUCUGCCCCUGCCCACCUGGCCUUGUGCCCAUUCCUGGGCUGACCCAGUCCCUGGCAGAAGGUGGCUUCCUACAGAGCUAUUAGUGACCAAAGCCCCAGGGAUGGGCCCAGGGGAGCGUGGAAGGCAGCCUGAGGAGGGCCUUCCCAAGGGCACAGUGGGGUUGGCUUUGCUGGGGGGGAGGGUGCCUUACAGAGGGGUCUUGGUGUUGGGCUCAGCCACUUGAGGGACAGUUCUCCCCGCUGCCCCUUUUGUGCCCUCUAAACAAAGGACUUAGGGUCACCUUGCCCCCCAGCCAUACCUCCUGCAUUCACAUCUCUCCGAGUCCUCUACCCCAGGCCUCCAGCCCAGCCUCCCCUCCAAGGGCUGCUUCUUGGGGCUCCUUCCUCAGCUGGUGCAUCUCCCUUUUCCCCAACAGUGCUAAAUUAUUACUACUGCAGUGAAGCCAUGGGUUCUAGAUGACAGAUACAAGCAGGGCUUGGUUUUUUUCACUUUUUAAAAAGUUUUUAAUUAAAGAAAAUAAGUUGGUUUGGA
Molecule: messenger RNA, 1657 nt
Organism: Cavia porcellus (domestic guinea pig)
Lineage: Eukaryota; Metazoa; Chordata; Mammalia; Rodentia; Caviidae
Gene: Sfrp5
Product: secreted frizzled related protein 5
Exons: 3
Coding region: 131-1084 (317 amino acids)
Biological process (GO): non-canonical Wnt signaling pathway; canonical Wnt signaling pathway
Molecular function (GO): Wnt-protein binding
Source: RefSeq, a predicted model, not a curated record